Messenger RNA from Saccostrea cuccullata (small rock oyster), 781 nucleotides. RefSeq lists its product as uncharacterized. The record is from RefSeq and is a predicted model, not a curated record. Bases 120 to 551 code for a protein of 143 amino acids. The transcript has 4 exons. NCBI's taxonomy places the organism in Eukaryota, Metazoa, Mollusca, Bivalvia, Ostreida, Ostreidae.
AAUGGGCCUCCAUAUUCAGAUGGCACGGAUUACAAUUUAAAUAGCAGUAAAACACAAGUAAAGGGCUUAUUUGACUCUUUUAUCCCUACCGAGGCUAUCCACAUUUUCAUUUUUGCAAAAUGUCUAAAUUCAAUGGAACAUGGGAGGAUAGAGAAAUAGACCCUAGCUAUGAACCUUUCAUGGAUGCUAUAGGUUUAGGAGAGUACAAAGAAAAAUAUAAGGGAGCAUCAUCCACGGCUACGUAUGAAGUGAACGGUGAUAAGUGGAAAAUCACGUGGCUCACUUCCAUGUAUCCCGACAAUCCCAUGACGUACGAAAUUGAGGUCGGAAAACCGUUUGACACACAAGGUCCCGAUGGAUCAGACGUGAAGUCAACCCUUACCGUUAUCAGCGACUGUGAAACUAAAGAACACGAAAUAACAAAUGCUGAAGAUGGCAAAAACCGAGAAUUUAUCAUUAUUAGAAAGGUUAAUGGAGACAUAAUGGAGUAUACAAUUGAAGCUGUUGCCUCGAAGGCAACCAUGAAAGGAAAGAUGUACAGAAAGAAGUAGUCUAAAGAUCUAGUCAGCUAGCAAAUGGACAUAAAUUCUACAAAAGUAGACAUUAAAGACUUAAAAUCACAAAUCAUGUUUUGAACUGAACGAUCACUUCUAUGCAUUUGUACUUUAGAAAAGUGUACUUAAGAACUGAGAAGAGUAAUAGUAUCAUUGAUACGAAAAAUGUAGUUUUAAGUACCUAUGAUGUACAGUAUUUAUCAAUGAAUUAAACUGUAUAAAGCCUU